GCAGAGGCAGCAUUUUUCAACUUACCCAUGACUUUCUGCUCUUUAAGACGCCUCUUUCGUCAGUCUCUUGUUAGCGGCGACACUGCCUCUCUCUGCCCUCGAAAUAUUUCAAUGGGCUGCAAGUCACUCCUCCUCCCCUCCUCCCUCAACGCCGCCAAUGUCUCCUCCUCCCCUCUCUCCAAACCCCAAUCCCACCCUCUACUCCUCCUCCCCCCCACCUCCUCUCCCUCUUAUCCUCCUCUUCCUCCUUAUUCUCUACGUAUAUCCCGCAGAUCCAUGGUCGCCUGCUACGCCGCCGCCGCCUCCUCCUCCUCCCCCUCCCCAUCGCCGUCGAGUGCUUCUUCCCCCGCGCGCGAGCUCCGGAAGCUUCUAGAAUCCCCCGGUGCCCACCAGGGCCCCGCUUGCUUCGACGCCCUCAGCGCCAAGCUCGUCGAGAGGGCCGGCUUCCGCUUCUGCUUCACGAGCGGUUUCUCUAUCUCGGCUGCUCGGCUGGGGUUGCCAGAUGUGGGUCUUAUUUCCUACGGGGAAAUGGUAGAUCAAGGUUAUCAAAUUACCCAAGCUGUAUCGAUUCCUGUAAUAGGAGACGGUGAUAAUGGAUAUGGGAAUCAAAUGAAUGUCAAGAGAACAGUUAAAGGUUUUAUCAAAGCGGGUUUUGCUGGAAUUAUUCUUGAAGAUCAGGUUUCGCCAAAAGCCUGCGGCCAUACUAAUGGUCGCAAAGUGGUCUCAAGAGAGGAAGCAAUAAUGCGUAUAAAAGCAGCUAUAGAUGCACGGAAGGAGAGUGGCUCUGACAUUGUGAUUGUAGCAAGAACCGAUUCUCGUCAGGCCAUAUCACUAGAGGAAUCCCUUUGGAGAUCACGAGCCUUUGCUGAUGCUGGAGCAGAUGUUCUAUUUAUUGAUGCACUAGCUUCUAGAGAAGAGAUGAGGGCCUUCUGUGAGAUCACACCUUUACUUCCGAAAAUGGCCAACAUGCUUGAAGGUGGGGGAAAGACUCCCAUAUUAAACCCCGUUGAACUUGAGGAGAUUGGAUUUAAAAUUAUCUGCUAUCCACUGUCCUUAAUUGGGGUAUCCAUCCGAGCAAUGGAGGAUGCACUUACCGCCAUAAAAGGUGGCCGUGUCCCUCCUCCAGGAAGCUUGCCAUCUUUUGAAGAAAUUAAGGAUACACUGGGCUUCAAUGAAUAUUACGAGGAGGAAAAACGUUAUAUGGUCACCCCUGCUCAACCAUCAAACCGAAGAGGUUACAUCCCGGCCAGCCGUAGCUAUGAACCGAGGACAGCUCGCAAAGAUUUUGAGUCGAGAGCUUAUCGGCCACAAGAACCUGUAGUUGAGAUUUUGCCUCCAUCUUUGUAUGAUGGCUUCAGCUCGAGUGAUCCACGAGAUCAGAUGGGUGGGAUGUGGUCUCGCAAGUUGAAAUUGAAGAUCACGGGGAGGAAUGGGCUCGAGAAACUCGAUGUCAGCAUUCCUGCUGGUUUUCUUGAAGGGAUGUCGAGAAUUAUACCAGGAUUGGCAGGUGUGAAUAUCAUGGAGCUGUUAACCAAUGCACCGGAAGAUGAAGUUAGUGGCUCGCAGAGUGGGAAGGUACUUCUUGAUUUCAAUGAUGCAAUGGGAGAUCGGAUUCAGGUGUUUGUCGAGUGAAACUUUCAUAACUAAAGGGCAAGUUGUCAGCUGAAAUUACAGAACAUAAGGCAAAGAUAAUCUGGAAAGAGCAUUGCUUCUUCACUUAUGCCUCCCUUUCUGGAGGUAUGUUAGUACUCACAUUGGUGAAUUUAAGGAUGCCAAUUUAUUAAAGUGCAUCUGUAAAUACUCCUUUUGAAAUUUUAUACUUAAGGAAAACUUAAUCUACAGUGAGAUAUGAAUAA
This is a messenger RNA of Ananas comosus (pineapple), 1856 nucleotides long. Its product is annotated as 2,3-dimethylmalate lyase. Bases 28 to 1632 code for a protein of 534 amino acids. The transcript has 8 exons. Lineage: Eukaryota; Viridiplantae; Streptophyta; Magnoliopsida; Poales; Bromeliaceae. The record is from RefSeq and is a predicted model, not a curated record. Gene Ontology annotation, molecular function: catalytic activity.